Molecule: messenger RNA, 1413 nt
Organism: Nerophis lumbriciformis (worm pipefish)
Lineage: Eukaryota; Metazoa; Chordata; Actinopteri; Syngnathiformes; Syngnathidae
Source: RefSeq, a predicted model, not a curated record
AUGAAGCUCGCGGACAUUAAGAAGCUAAAAGUCGCGGAACUGCGGUCGAAGCUCCAAGAAGCGGGUCUGGAGUGCAAAGGGCUGAAGGCAGAGCUGGUAGGCAGACUCUGGUCGUCGCUGGAUCAGCAACAGCCUGCACGGACACCCGGACAAGACACACCGGGACCAGACACACCGGGACAAGACAUACCGGGACAAGACGACGACACGACGGUUGUAGCGGAUAAUAUACAAGCGGCGGCGUCCCCGUCCUCUUUACUUCCACAACAAACCUCCAGAGAGUGUUCCGACUCCACGACACAGACGGACGGCGAGGGCGGCUCACAGAGUCCCCUAGCCGACUGUGAGCAGCUGCCAGUCGGCCAGAGAGAGGCCGGAGCCGGGAGGAGCGAGCUGGAGGACCGAGGCUGGGCUUUCUACGAGUUUAAAGAGGAGAUACGAUAUAAAAGAGCCAAAGCACCACAAGCUCCACUGGAGAGAGACGAGUCGCAGCAGGAAGUUGAAGAUGCAGUCAAGUUAGAUUCCUAUGACAGCCACCUGCACUUUGACAUAAGCCAAGAUGGUGUCUGUGGUCAGCCGCGGUUCUGGGACAGGUUCCCCCUGCUGUGGUCCGGCUGCAGGCUCACCCACGGGGUGUGGCAGGGCAGGGUGAGCUUCGAGGCGAGGCUGGAGAGGACGUUGUUAAGCAACAACAUGGUGGACGGCCUUGAAAGCAGCGAGGCUUACGGCAUGCGAGUAGGCUGGUCCUUGAGCCAAACAUCACUGCUACUUGGUGAAGAGGCCUUCUCCUUCGCAUACGAUGCAGGAGCCAGAAAAGUGACCAGCGGGCAAGAAGAAGACUACGGGGAGACGUUCUCCGAGGGAGACAUCAUCGGCAGCUAUGCUUCUUUCUCCACCAACGGAAGUGUUCAGCUCUCCUUCCAUAAAAACGGGCGUUUCAUGGGCGUGGCCUUUUCCCUCGAGGCCUCGGAGCUUCAAGGCCGCGCUCUGUUCCCUCACGUCCUCUGUAAGAACUGUGCGGUCCGCUUCUUGUUGGGCGCCACAGCCCCGGCGUGGUACUGCAGCCCUCCUGGCUUCACCCCGCUGGCGGCGCUCCCUGCUGGGCUGAGGCUCCGCAGCACGUUGGGCCCCAACUCCAGAGCGCAGAGUGAGGUGGUGUUGAUGGUGGGUCUCCCUGCUGCGGGAAAGAGCCACUGGGCCAAAGCUCGCGUACGACAGCAUCUGGGAAAACACUACAGGCUGCUGAGCACCGAGGAGCUGCUGGCAUGCAUGAUGGGACGGGGAGCGAGGGAGCGCCAGCUGCAGCAGGCCGCUCAGUGUCUGACUGAAUUAAUCCAAAGAGCCGCUAACACGCCAGGCAACUACAUCCUGGACCAGGGACGGCACACACCAGUUUUGUCUUUGAGCCUGUAA